Podarcis muralis (Common wall lizard) is the source of this 3326-nucleotide messenger RNA. RefSeq names its product stonin 1 (gene STON1). Lineage: Eukaryota; Metazoa; Chordata; Lepidosauria; Squamata; Lacertidae. The record is from RefSeq and is a predicted model, not a curated record. Gene Ontology annotation, biological process: regulation of endocytosis; endocytosis.
GCCUCCCGUCCUGAAGUUUUGAGGAGAGAAGGAGGGAGCUGGCGGCGACUCUCCUCGGCUCCGCGCCAGGCGAGGCUGGGGUUUGGGUCCCGGCCAGCCUUCCCCCGGGCAGAGUCUGCCGUCUCCCUUCUCUCCCUGCUGCGUCCCCUCAGUGCGCUCGUCGGAGCUCUGAGAGGCGCCCGCGCCGAUGAUUUGCAAGUGAGACUUCAGCUGUGUAUCUCCAACUUGUUCCAACAAAAUGUUUACAACAAAUCCUGCAAAUUGGGUUACAUUUGAAGAUGAACCCCUAUUCCAUUCUCCUCAGAAAGCAGGGGGAAGUCAUAGUGCCUGCAAAGCAAACGGGCUUAAACUCAAUCUGCCUAAAAUGCCUGAUUCCUUGAGCCAAUCUCCAUCUUCCAGCAAUACUCCUCUCUCCUCUCCUGUAGUUGACUAUUACUUUAGCCCUGGACCUCCUAGCAAUUCUCCACUAUGUACACCCACUAAAGAAUAUUCUGUCAGCCCUUUAUUUUCAAAAUCUGGAAUUCAGCACCUUUAUCCUAUUCCAGAGUUGUCACCCAACAUUAAUAUUCUGCCAGUGGGUGGGACAUUGUCUCAAAAACUGACUGGUACCUCUCAGGCUCAGCAUCACUCAGAAUGUUCAGUCUCAGAGCCAUUAGAUGGUGCAAAUGCCACUCAUCAGGAAAGCGCAAAGAAAUCAGAAGAUUCCCUGGAAUCACAAACAUUCUUCCAAUACAUUCAGAAUGACUGUGCUUUUGCUAGUCCAUUUUGGUCAGAAGAUUCACCAGAUACAUCCAUCAAUGUGCACAAAAGGGAUGCAAACCUUGAAAAGGAUAGUGGCUCUUCCAGUGAAAAGGACAGGUUCCCUGAUCAGAAAAGUCUCAAUCAGGGAUCAUUCCACUAUAUUUGUGAGAGGCUUGAGCACUUGCAAACUGAUACUUCAGAUAAUGAAAGGACUCUGACAGCCAUGCCAUACAUGUAUACAGGAGAUGGUUUUUCUUCGUUUCUUCCACACAGCCUCUUCAGCAGCCAAAGAAAAGAUGGCUGGCCUUUCAUGUUGAGGAUUCCUGAAAAGAAGAAUAUGAUGUCAUCAAGGCAGUGGGGGCCUAUAUACCUUAAGGUCUUACCUGGAGGAAUCCUACAAAUGUAUUAUGAAAAGGGCCUUGAGAAACCUUUCAAAGAAUUUCAGCUGCAGCCAUUUUGUAAACUUUCAGAACCCAAGCUAGAGAACUGCAGUAUCUCUGGGAAAAUCCAUACUGUGAAAAUUGAGCAUGUGUCUUAUGUGGAGAGAAAGAAGUAUCAUCCCAAAGCUGAAGUGGUUCAUGAACCAGAGAUAGAACAGAUGCUAAAGCUGGGAACGACUGAUUACAAUGACUUCACUGACUUCCUGGUGAUAGUGGAGGAAGAGUUAAUGAAGCUUCCUGUUAUUUCAAAACCAAAAAAACACUAUGAAGAACAGGAAAUGAUCCUGGAGAUAGUGGACAACUUUACAGGGAGGAUCACUAAAGCAGAAGGGAAGCUAGUUGAAAGUGCUGUCAUCACCCAUAUUUAUUGCUUGAGUUUUGUGAAUGGAAACUCUGAGUGCUUUUUGACGCUGAAUGAUCUGGAGCUUCAGAGGAAAGAUGAGCAAUACUUUGAAAAGGAUGCGAAAAAAUGGAUUGAAAUCAUUGACUAUCACUUCCAUCAAUGUGUGAAAAAACAAGAAUUUGAGCAGUCAAGGAUAAUUAAAUUUACACCUACAGAAGGCUGUAGGUUAGAACUGAUGCGUUUCAGGACAUGGUAUAAUGGAGCUGAUCUUCCAUUUUCUGUCAAGGCCAUGGUGGUAGUACAAGGAGCUUAUGUUGAACUGCAAGCUUUCAUAAACAUGUCCUCUUCUGCUCUGACUUCAGUGCAUUCAAAUUCCAUGAAACCCUGUGAAAGUAUUAUGGUACACUUUCCUAUUCCCUCACAGUGGAUUAAAACUCUUUGGACCAUGAACCUCCAAAGACAGAAGUCUCUGAAAGCAAAAAUGAACAGAAGAACAUGCCUUGGCUCUUUAACUGAGAUUGAAUCUGAUCCUGUAAUACAGGUCUCAAUUGGAACAGCCAAAUAUGAAAGUGCCUAUAGAGCUAUUGUGUGGAAGAUUGACAGACUUCCAGAUAAAAACUCAAGUCCAGAUCAUCCGCACAGUUUGUCUUACAAGCUAGAACUUGGAUCGGAUCAGGAAAUCCCCUCUGACUGGUAUCCCUUUGCCACAGUGCAGUUUGUUGUGCCUGAUGCAUGCGCUUCCGGAACUGAAGUUAAAUCAUUGGGCAUCGAGAGUGACAUCCAACCCCAGAAACAUGUGAUACGUAAAGCAUGUUACAACUGCCAGGUUGAAAUUGAGAAGAAAUGGAUAAGGCUUGAUGGCGAAGAUUCCAAUAAAUGUGGCAGUUGUCAAAUGCAGUAGUGAGGAAUCGAACUGAAGAGUCUGAUGUGCUGCUAGGACUGUGGGGGAAAGUGCUUUAUAUAUUGCCUCCAAAUGAAUUCGCAAGGCAGUGGACUACAGCAUAUUCUCUGCAGUUUGUCAUGUUGAAAGACCAGAUACUACUGGAAGUUUGUGCUCCUAACUUUUAGCUUACUGACCAAUGUUAUCCUUUAAAAAGCUAAAGCACACAAAGUCAAUUCACAGUAUCUUGAAAAUUAGUGGCACUUGAUAUGAACUCUUGUAAGGCAGUUGGUUAUGAAGCAUUUAGACUUAACAUCGAAUAUAUAUUUUGCCGUGGUCCAGAAAGGUAAAUUAUAAAUUUCAAACUAAGUUAUGUAUUACAGCAAGCCUGCAACUUAUGUGGGGGUUAUAUUCCGGGGAUUGCACUUAAAGCCAAAAUUGUGUACAGUCCAAACACAUGGGGUUCAGUGUCGGGUGGGAUUGCCAAAGUCAUUUUUUAUAGAAUCAUGGAGUUGGAAGGGACCCCAAGGAUCAUCUAGUCCAACCUCCUGCAGUGCAGGAAUAAGCAGCUGUCCCAUACAGGGAUCAAACCUGCCUCAUUGGCGUUAUCAGCACCAUGCUCUAACCAACUGAGCUGUCCAGGCUGAUUCCUGGAACUCUACCUUUCCACUCCCUUUUUAUUUAUUUUUUAUUUUUUGCCAUGAACACAUAACUGAAUGUAAACAAGUUAAACAUGCAUAAGUUGUGGAUAUACUGUAUAUAUAUUUGUAGGUACUUCGUGAAUGUAAUCAUAUGUCUUGCUCUUCCCAGUAUUGGUAAAUACAUGUAAUGCAAGCCUAAAGUACAGUGGUGCCUCGCAAGACGAAAUUAAUCCGUUCCGCGAGUCUCUUCGUCUUGCGGUUUUUUCGUCUUGCGAAGCACC